Messenger RNA from Anguilla anguilla (European eel), 3707 nucleotides. It is a transcript of the gene afg2a, whose product is annotated as spermatogenesis associated 5. Gene Ontology annotation, molecular function: ATP binding; ATP hydrolysis activity. Gene Ontology annotation, cellular component: cytoplasm. NCBI's taxonomy places the organism in Eukaryota, Metazoa, Chordata, Actinopteri, Anguilliformes, Anguillidae. The transcript has 17 exons. Bases 97 to 2754 code for a protein of 885 amino acids. The record is from RefSeq and is a predicted model, not a curated record.
GUAAAUACUGCAUGGGAAAGACUCGUGCUGCAUGUGAAGUUUUGCAGCAGGCAAAUCUGUUUUUCGGGAUGAGGUUGUAGAGUUAAUCCUGCCACAAUGUCAUCGAAAAAGAAAAAUAAGGGAAAAUCCGGAAGACCGAAUGAAGUUGAGAACAGCAACAGUAACAUUGACUGUUCCUUUGACUCUUCCCCACUCGCCCAUGGAGAUCGACCAAGUACUUCCAAUGAUGCAUUCACAGUAAUUGACUUUAUUGAUAAAGCCGACGAUAAGGUUCCGAAGAGGUGCAGGAGAUUUCUUGCCCAGUUGAGUCUGAACUCCAUGAAGGCUGCAGAUAUUUGCAUCGGACGACCCAUCCUGCUCUCUAGUCCUGCAGGCCAGCAGGAGGUGUGCUUGGCCUGGCCCGUGGCUGCUUUUCCAGGAGGGCGAGUGGGCCUACAGGGUGAAACUCAGCGCAGCCUGAGGGUGAAGUCGGGGGAUAGGAUCAUGGUUCGGCUGCUGACAGGACCUGUGCUGCAAGUGGAGGAACUGCACUUGUCCCUCAGAGAGAAGGAUGACACACUCAACAUGGAAGAGUUCACUGAUUUUAUUAUCCGAUCUCUGGAUGGAAAAGUGGUUCUCCCUGGGAAUGUCCUCUUCCUGACCUUUUACGGGCGUCCCUGCACACUGAGGGUGGAGGGGUUGAAGGGGGUGGACGGGGUGAACCUGGAGAGGCGGGACCCCCCCGCUAAUGAGGCGGAACCGGAGCCGUUGGAUGUGUCUGCCCUGGACACCACGCCCGUGGACCUGUCCCUCUCCCUGCGGCUUGGUGCACUCGACAUUGAUGAUAAAGAGCCCCUCCCUGCAGCCAGCACCCCCUGCAGACCCUGCAGCCCUGCCCCUGUGCCUGCCCUCCCUCCUCAACCCCACCCCCACCUGCCCGCCGAGCAACCAGAUCCUGGUUGCCUGGGCUACCUGAGCACUGGGGGUGAAAAGCAGAUAGCUGACUCCGAGCAGGCUCUUACAGCACCCCCUGGUGGCGCCUCGAGCAAUGGCACAUUCUACAGCGUUUGCUCUCGGACCAAGGUCACAAUGGUGGAGAAGGGGGGCAAGGAAAGAGGGGGAGAGGAGGUGGGCGGGGAAUCCAGGGUCACGUACGCCAUGAUAGGUGGCCUCAGCGCCCAGCUGGGGGCAAUCCGGGAGACCAUUGAACUGCCCCUUAAGCACCCCGAAAUCUUCAGGAGCUAUGGAAUUCCACCCCCCAGGGGAGUCCUCCUGUAUGGCCCUCCUGGGACAGGGAAGACCAUGAUUGGCCGAGCUAUAGCCAAUGAGGUUGGAGCUCACAUGAUCGUGAUCAACGGCCCUGAGAUCAUGAGCAAGUUUUACGGAGAGACGGAGGCCCGGCUGAGGCAGAUUUUUGCAGAAGCGGCUCAAAGGCAGCCAGCGGUAAUCUUCAUCGACGAGCUGGAUGCGCUAUGUCCAAAACGGGAGGGGGCGCAGAACGAGGUGGAGAAGCGUGUGGUUGCCUCCCUCCUCACCCUCAUGGACGGGAUUGGCUCAGAGGGCCACAGUGGGCAGCUGAUAGUGCUGGGGGCCACCAACCGGCCCCAUGCCCUGGACCCCGCCCUGCGGCGGCCUGGCCGCUUUGACAAGGAGCUGGAGGUGGGCGUUCCCAGUGCAGAGGGCCGAGCCGACAUCCUACGCAAGCAGCUGAGCGCCAUGCCCUGUGAGGUGACCCCAGAACAGCUGAUGGCACUCGCCGACGCCGCGCACGGCUAUGUGGGUGCGGACCUGGCCGCCAUCUGCAAGGAGGCAGGGCUCCAUGCGCUGAGGAGGGUGCUAUCCAGAGACCCCGCUCUCUUGGACCAGCAGGCCAUGGGUACGGUAACGGUCACCUUGCAGGACCUCCAGCGGGCCAUGUCAGAGGUUAAACCCAGCGCCAUGCGGGAGGUGGCUGUGGAUGUCCCCAAGGUGCAUUGGAGUGACGUGGGUGGUAUGGAGGAGGUGAAGCUGAAGCUGAAGCAAGCUGUGGAGUGGCCUCUGAGGCACCCCGAAUCCUUUACCCGAAUGGGGAUCCAGCCCCCUAAAGGGGUGCUGCUGUAUGGCCCCCCCGGCUGCUCCAAAACCAUGAUCGCCAAAGCCUUAGCCAACGAGAGCGGACUCAACUUCCUCUCUGUCAAGGGUCCGGAACUACUGAGCAAAUAUGUGGGGGAGUCUGAGAGGGCUGUCAGAGAGGUUUUUCGGAAGGCGAGAGCUGUGUCCCCCUCCAUUGUGUUCUUCGAUGAGAUCGACGGACUGGCCAUCGAAAGAGGAAGUAGUGCGGGAUCAGGUGGGGCCAGUGUAGCGGACCGUGUUCUGGCGCAGUUGCUAACGGAGAUGGAUGGGGUGGAGCAACUGCAUGACGUCACAGUACUGGCCGCCACCAACCGGCCCGACAUGAUUGACAAGGCCCUUAUGCGGCCCGGUCGGCUGGACCGUAUCGUGUAUGUGCCUCUGCCAGACGACGCCACCAGGCGGGAGAUCCUGGCCCUCCAGUUCCGCAGCAUGCCCGUGGCCCCCGACGUGAGCCUGGACGAACUGGUGAGCAGGACAGAGAAGUACUCCGGAGCAGAGUCCGCCAGAAAUGACCACCCUGAUGACCGCACAUCCUGCCUCCUCCACCAGUCAUCGUUAUAUACCUAUUUGUAUUUGUGUUCAUACGGCCACGCCUUUGAUCCAGUGGUUCAGCGAAUUCCAGGUGCUUCACAAAGCUCAGCAACAUCCACUGUCAGAAAGUAAGGUCAUUUGUGAAAUCUGGUGCAUGGUUGGAGCAAACUUGUAGACACUGCUGCCUGCAGGACCUGAAGUUGAGUACCAAUGAUAUUUCUCUGAAGUUGGCCAAAGUAAAUAGGGGUUAAACCCAUUCAAAACGACGAGAUUCAAACAUAUUCCAUCUUGGACACUAAAUUGGCUGUGGUUUCUUCAUUUUGUUAACCAAUCGACGCUGUUCAGAACAAGUCUAGAAUCAACAAAAUUUGCAUUUUUAUGGAUGAAAACACUAGUCAUAAUUUUUCAGAUAGAAACUUUCUUCACCGAAUCUAGAGAUAAGAGUCCGGUGACCAUAUUAGUGCAAAUUUCAUGUAAAUAGCCUAAUCGUUGAAGUAGGAGAUGUUGAAGACUGUUCCUGUGUCCCAAAUGAAAAAUCUUGCUGUUGGCUAAUCUACAGUAAACUAGCAUUUAAUGCAUUCAGGUAAUUAGCUAAUAUGUCUCAUAUAGUUGCUGAAAACAAAAACCUGCAGACACAACAGCCUUGCAGGAAUGGAUUUGGCCACCCAUGGUGCUGAUUGUUUGCUUGGACGUGUAUUGCUGCUUGCAGCUAUAUUUUGGAGUUCAAGCAAGAAGUACUGGAACCCUAUUAUUUUUGUUAUGAUUUUUUGGGGUCCAAACAUGAAGUGCUGAAAGUGUUGAGUGUAAGAAAGUAGAACAUUUUUGGCCAAGGUAAAGGCAUAACAGUAAAAAAAAAAAAAGAAUGUACAAGUUUCAGUUUAUCUGUAUUUCAUGUCUAUUUUUUAAAUCUUUUCAUACAGAAUUAUUUAUAGUCUGUUCUGCCUCUAUCAAUAUCAGUAUUAUUAGAGGUGCACCGAUCAUGAACCUUUAUGGUCGAUUCCGGUUGCUGAUUUUUUAAGCCAAAUGCAGCUGAUUCUGAAUUUUUAAAGUUUUUUUGUUUAUUUACGAUUUUUAAAAGCAACAGG